Aspergillus puulaauensis is the source of this 567-nucleotide messenger RNA. RefSeq names its product nucleoside deaminase. Gene Ontology annotation, molecular function: tRNA-specific adenosine-34 deaminase activity. Lineage: Eukaryota; Fungi; Ascomycota; Eurotiomycetes; Eurotiales; Aspergillaceae. The record is from RefSeq and is a predicted model, not a curated record. Gene Ontology annotation, biological process: tRNA wobble adenosine to inosine editing. The transcript has a single exon. The coding region runs from base 1 to 567 and encodes 188 amino acids.
AUGCCACUGCUGAUCGCUGUGCAGACUCAAUUGACCCGUAUCACAAUCCUCUCAAAACACAGCAGCAUGGUGUCCAGCUCAGACAUCGACUACUUGCGCCGCUGCGUGGAGCUAGCCCGCCACGCCCUUGAGGCGGGCAAUCCACCUUUCGGGUCCUUGCUAGUAAACGCCAGGGGGGAGAUUCUUCAUGAAGAUCACAACCGGACUGUGACUGAGGGAGAUGUCACACUGCACCCUGAGCUCUCUUUAGCCAAGUGGGCCGAGAAGAACCUAACGCUGUCAGAGCGUGCUAGUGCUACAAUCUAUACUUCUGGCGAGCAUUGCCCGAUGUGUUCCGCUGCACAUGCAUAUGCAGGACUGGGGCGGAUUGUAUAUGCAUCGUCCUCGACUCAGCUCGGCAAGUGGCAGAAGGAGCUGGGGGUAAAGCCUGGGCCUGUUGUGUCACUUCCAAUUAAUCAGAUAGUGCCAGGUCUAUCCGUUGAUGGUCCAGCCCCAGGCCUGGAUGAGGAGGUUCAUGAAUUACACCGGCUUCGACAAGCUCAGCUACAAACAGACAAGAACCCCUAG